UUUGAAGUCACAAUUUCCAUGUAUUUACCGAGCACAAUUUGAAAUCGAUCAUUUUUUCGGCAAGAAAUUCUGAGCCAGACGCUGAAGCUGCCAAAACUCACGUGAGAGCUUCGAUAAUGCACUUUGAGCCAGCGUCCUUUUGAAAAAAAACGAACUAUAGAUGAGUCACCUGUAAACGGAACAGCUCAGUGAUUUUGAGCCAGUCAUGGCUAGUUUGCUGGAGCAAUAUGCUCAGUCGAGCCAGGCGGCCGGGCCUCGGUCGCUCCCAGCAGGGGUGUCGGCCAGCGUCGUGCAGCCCAUCUUCACGAAGCAGAAGGUGAACUUCCAGCCGACGUCUCCCAUCACGCAUCUGGUGGUGGCGAACCAUCAGCUGGUCGUGGCGCUGGCCAACAAAACACUGCUGAGAAUCGACCUGAUGCAGCCCGAUCAGCCGCAUGAGGUGGAUCUAUCCAAGGAGACAGCCGGCUGUCGUGUUCAGCAGCUGUACCUGGACCCGUCCGGCCACCAUCUACUGGUGGCGGCGGCGCCGCGCGACGGAGACCUGACCGGCGCGCAGCUCCUCUACCUACCCGGCAGGGCGGUCAGAGCCAGACAGGUAGGUCAGCUGCGCGGUCAGCUGAUCACGGCCGUUGGAUGGAGCCACACUCUGGCCACCCCGGCCACCACGGGACCGCUGCUAGCGGGAAACUCUCAGGGAGUCGUCACUGAACUGGAGCUCACUGCAGACGAGAGGAGGUUCUCACGACUGGAGGUCUACAAUAAACAGGUCCUGGAGCUAACCCCUCCGGCCUCUGUGACCGGACUGGAGUACCACCGAGUACCCGACACUGACCGGUACCUAGCCCUUGUGGCCACGGCCGGACGACUGUACCAGUACACCGGUACCGUGCCCGCGCACGACGCCCGACCGCUGCUGACACCGCUCUUCGCCGUACAGGAGCGUUUUCUGGAGAUUCCCAGCUCUCUGUCGUUCUCUCGGCUGGCGUUCUUCUACCCGCGGCCCGGCGCGCCGCCGGAGCGGUUCGCCUGGCUCACUGAACCUGGAGUGCUGGUCGGACGGGUGGACACGGAUGGCACAGACGGUCUAGUAACCGACACUCACCUCCUGGCUCACGACACAAACGGAGCAGGAGCCGCCGGAGCCACCGGAGCCGGAGGCGGAGCCGGAGCGGGGGGCGGACAGCAGCGACACGCGCCACGUGCCCUGGCGCUCACAGAGUUCCACGUGCUGCUACUGCAGCCGGCACGUGUGCGCGCCACGUGUGUGCUCGACCAGCGACACGUGUUUGAAGACCUGGCCAGUGAGGCUCACGGUCCUCUGCUGACCAUCUGCCGUGACCCGAUACACGGCACCCUAUGGAGCGCCGCCGAGAGGGCCGUCUACAAAUACAAGGUGGUGGAUGAGACCAGGGAUGUCUGGCAGGUGUUCGUAUCUAAAGGACAGUACGAUCUGGCUCGCCAGCACUGUCAGAGCAACCCGGCCGUGGUGGACCGAAUUACAGCUCACCAGGCGGAGGACUGCUUCGACAAGGGAGAGUUCGCCCGCAGCGCUGAGCUGUUCGCGGACUCCCGGUGCCGACUGGAGGAAGUGGCCCUCAAGUUCAUGGGCAAAGAGGAGUACGGUCCACUACGACAGUUCCUUAUGAUGCGCCUGUCGUCCCUGCCCGCCUCUGGCGGGGUCCGCGCCGCCCUGCUGGUCAUCUGGUGCCUGGAGUUGUUCCUCACUCAGCUGGAUAGGCUGGAGGAGGAGGAGGAGCAGAGCAGGAGGAAGCUGCGGAAGGAGAUGAUGCAGUUCCUGACGUCGCAGCGCGCGCUGGAUCACGUGCGUCAGGCGCGCAGUACCAUGUACGACCUGAUGUCGCGCCACGGAGACUGGGCGGCCGUCACAGAGCUGGCAGAGCUACUCGGGGACUGGGAGACGGUGGUGAGACAUCACCUCAAGAACGGACACGUCACCAAAGCGCUGGAGACGCUGCGCCGCCACCCGGAUCCGCAGCUGCUCUGUGAGCUGGUCCCUCAGCUGGUCCGAGCCGAACCCACUCUUACCAUAGACCUGGUGGUCGCUCAGGGACGGAAACUCAAACCGGCGCUGCUCAUGCCGCGACUCAUACUGGCCGAUACGUCCGAGGAACAGGGUCAGCAGAUUCUGCGCUACCUGGAGUUUUGCGUCAACACUCUGGAGAGUACUGACAACGUGGCUCAUAACUACUUGGUCACUCUGUACACGCGGUACAGGCCUGACAAACUGAUGGCCUACCUGCACGGACAAGGGUCCGACCGCCACUGCGUGCACUACACUCCGGGCCACGUGCUGCGCCAGUGCUUCGUGCGCCAGCCGCGGGCGGCCGUACACGUUCUGACCGUGGUUGGACGGUACCAGGAGGCGGUGGAGCUGGCCCUGAAGCAUGACGUGGCGCUGGCCAAACAGGUGGCUAACCUACCCGAGGAUGACGACACGCUGAAAAAGAGGCUCUGGUUGCUGAUUGCCAAGCACACGAUCCAGUGUGACCAGGACGUGCAGCGGACGAUGCAGUUUCUGGCCGAGUGUCGGCUGCUCAGGAUCGAGGACGUGCUGCCCUUCUUCCCCGACUUCGUCACCAUCGACGACUUCAAGGAGGCCAUCUGUGACUCUCUGCAGUCUUACAACGAACACAUCGGAGAGCUACGAACUGACAUGGAGGAGGCGGCGCGGGCCACCGAACUGCUGAGAACGGAAAUUGAACACUUCCGGGAGGGAUACGUCACCGUACAGGCGUCAGACACAUGUCAGAUCUGCCGCCAUCAGCUCCUCACCCGGCCUCUGUACGUGUUUCCCUGCGGCCACAAGUUCCAUCAGGACUGUCUGGCGGACGAGGUGACCCCAUUACUCAGUCAGGAGCAGCGCGACAGGGUCGCUGAACUCGAGCACAAGCUGACCACGCUACCAGAGGACGACCUGGGGUCGGCAGCGGCCGGCGGAGUGACCCAGGUCAGCCCACGGGUCACCGUCAGGGAAGAACUGGACGAACUGGUGGCCGCCGAGUGUCUCUACUGCGGCGACUACCUCAUCAGGGUGCUGGACGAACCUCUACUGAACGACUUUCCGGAACGCUAGUGGCCUACUCUUCCCUUCUCACUUACAAAGGUCGCACCCCCACCCCAUGAUAUCAAAUGAGUAUGUGCGGAGGUAGCUGGUGGUAUAAGACCAGUCUGCUCAUCAGGUUAUCGUGGGGAAGUGGUCACUAUUAUGAUAUAUUAUUGCUUGUGUAUGCUUACAUAAAUUGCCUGUGUGUUUAUCGCAUUGUUAAUGCCAUCGUGGAGUCUGUGUCCAACACGCUAUCUUGGUGAACCGUAUCGGAGGCAGUUUUACUGGUAUGGGAGCGCCUGUGUACGGGACGAAAGGAGAGGGGAGGGGAGGGUCAGAACAGGCGUCAUGCUGUCCACUCAGUUGGUCUCGUGUGUGUCUGGCUUAUCCUCUUCUCUGGUUUGUAGAGGACGUCAUCCAUAAACUUGCUAGUCGCGGGUGAGUGUGAACCGCCCUCUACUUUCCAUAGAGGGGACUAGGAGGGGGCAGGGUGAUCCAUUCACAGCGCCGUCUACUAGUUUUGAGUGUGUCUGAAUUGGGCCUUAGUCCCAAACUCCCAAGACAGGAGAAAAGGGGGCAGGGCAGGCGUCAUCCACGCUUCCACUUUUGGCUAGCCACGGGCUGUGUAUGUACUGCCCUCUCCUCUCCUCUGCCCUUGUCUCCCCUCAUUCUCCCCCUUUUCCUUGACGACGUGGGACCACAGUCCAGCAAUUCAGCCUCCUUGGGGUUAUGAGGCGCGCGGUACCGGCCAAUGGAUGGUCCGUGCUUCGGGCGAGUCUGUUGGCUGGUGUGUGCUGGUGUGUGGCUUGUAUCUGAUUCCAGUAUGUUGCGUUUGUGAUGAUUUUGUGUGUGACUGUGUAUGCGGGAAAAUGAAUUUGUAUUCUUUCAUUGAUCGCGGACUGAAGUAUAUCGCUAUUCGCUGUGUUAUCUACGUAAAUAUAUUAUAAUUGUGCAAGAA
Messenger RNA from Amphibalanus amphitrite, 4022 nucleotides. RefSeq names its product vacuolar protein sorting-associated protein 18 homolog. Gene Ontology annotation, cellular component: endosome; HOPS complex. The record is from RefSeq and is a predicted model, not a curated record. Gene Ontology annotation, biological process: endosome to lysosome transport; lysosome organization; endosome organization. Bases 206 to 3094 code for a protein of 962 amino acids. NCBI's taxonomy places the organism in Eukaryota, Metazoa, Arthropoda, Thecostraca, Balanomorpha, Balanidae. Gene Ontology annotation, molecular function: protein-macromolecule adaptor activity. The transcript has 22 exons.